CAUUGCGACGGAUCAGAUGGUACAUUCUCCAAAUUGAUGCGGGCGGUAUCAGCGCGCCAACGUUGACAUAUGCACCUCCCUCAUCGUCAAGUUCGUAUGAUUAAUGCACUUGGACAUACAUUACGUCAUUACAUUAUACGUCAUAUUUAUUUCAUUAUAUUGUUAUAUAUGUGCAUUCGCUAAAAUAAUGAUUAAAGAUUAUCUCGUCUCUUUCUCGCGAGAUUUUAAAAUUUUCUAGAUAUUCUAAAUAUUGUCGUAAUUAAUUCUAAAAGUAAAGUACUUCUAUGUAAUUGAAAAGAUCUCGCAAUCCAUUUCUCUGUUUGUAUACUUGAGAAAUACUCGCUCUGCAAAGAUUUCUUUAUUCGCAAUAGUCUUUCGUAAUUUUUCUCUCGUUACAUUUCCACCGAGCCAACAUUGACUCUUUGAAAUCAUUGAGCAAUAUUUCAGUUCCAGCACUGAUUUGCAUCUUCCUCAAACGCAAUCCUGAUUAUGCCUUGUUGGCUUCUCCUCAACACGCUUAUUUCUGAAUACAAUUACCGGUAUCGCUGAGAUUUGCAUUUGGUAUCAUCAAGUAGUGCGCAUUAUUCGACUCGUGCACAGAAUAGGUGUUUAUCUCCGAGUACGGAGUGAGAUCCUGGAUCGCAUGGAUUAUACGUAUACAGGUAAAAGGGAUGACUAUAUAUUUCAAGGACUAUUUAUUUCAAGGACUGGUCGACGAUUAAGUUUCGACGCUGACGGCGACGUUUUUCAAGAGGAGUCACGGCGGUAAAGCCGGUUGGCUGCUGGGCCGUGAGAUGGCGACGCACUGACCGGCGCUGGGCGUCGUACCGGCGGCAGUCUCGGGGACGACGCCGUCGCCGCCACGUGGAGAGUGAAUUUGAAUCAGCCGCCACCGGUCCCGGCCUGUUGUUCCAUCGUGUCGGCGCGAUCGUUCGCACCGGUCCUCACUCGCGAUUCCUCUCGCGCUUAUCGCGCGGAAUUUCAAGAUCCGCGAGAGUACUUGAAGAGUCCGACGUCCGAGAAGAGCUGGCAAGAUCGAGAAAAGCAAAGAGAAAAAUAUUUUACGAUUAAAAAAAAAAAUAAAUAAAUAAAAAAAAAAAUAGAGAGAAUCUUUCGCGAAGCUUAAAACGAUCCAGAAGAGUGGAUCGCGAGGAGAUUUCACGCUGAAAUCGAGCGAUAAGCGGAGAAACGGAUUGAUAUCAACUCAGCGAAGAAAAAAACCUGUCGGAUCAUCCUCGGUACGAGGUAAAAUAUUAGCGAUUAAGCGUCGCGCGCAAGCCGAUAAUUGCCGAGAUUGCGGAGCGAAGUAUCGCUCGGAGUCGGAGGUCAUUGUUCUCCAUUACUAACGGGGUAUCGACACGCCGAGGAGGAAAGAAGGAAUCCGUAGAUUGUCGCCGAGCUAUCGUCAACAGCAAUCACUGGCGUACGGAGAGGCUUGGCGAGACACGAGCAGCCAAUCACCUCUAGCGAAACACGUUGGCACGAGCAAUCGACCGCGAUUGUUAACCGGACGGAUACCGGUGUCAUCGCGCAUCACCGCCACGUGACACACUCCGGCUGUCAUCGAUUCCCGAGUAACAGCUUCCUCUUGCGCCACGUGUCGAGACCAGUGGGAUCUGGGACAUCCGGUGACUGACUGGACGUAGUCGUCGAAUAGUCGCGAGUGCGAUCGCGGUGAGGCAACAUGAGCGAAUGCGAGAACGUCAACUGAGAUCAGCGACGUAGCCCAGUGUGUCACGCCGGUACGUGCUGCGUGCGGUGACUAGCUAUCGUGACGUACACCACGAGUCGCCGAAGCGACGACGAGGAUAACGAGGACGACGAGAGCAGCGGUGGCGGCAGAGGAGAAGAGCAGCCGGCGGCAGGAGAGGGAGAAAAAUCAAGAAGGAAGUAGCAAGUGUCACGAAGGGACCCUUGUCAGUGAGUGGUAGACCGUGGUGCAGAUCGUGGGGGCACACGGUGCGCGUGUGAUAAGGAUCUCGCCUGGGAACGAGAGAAAGAGGGAGAGGUGCAGGACGCGACAGGGGGGGGUGGGUGGCAAGCACGCGCAGCGGGACUCGCGCUCGAUACGGGCACGCGCGCGAAUUCGACACGAUCGCCACUUCCGAUCGCACCGGCCGGCUUGGUGCGGAAGAGGGCUGUGACCUUGCGACCCGACCUUGGAAAUUGGCGCCACCGUCGAUCACAGCAUAUCGUCUCCGGUCGAGAGCGCGGUUCACCGGUAAUUCGUAACGCGAAAAAUUCAACUCGAUCGCGGCGAGACGCGCGAGUGUUCGGGGAGAAGAAAAAAUUUUUAAUUGGUACCGGGCUUCCGUUUCGUUUCCUCGACUUCCGGAAACGAAGAAGGACUGCUAGCUGGAUCGUAUACUACCUGUCACGCCGAUGGAAUGACUCAAUAUGCUGCCUAGAUCGUUACUGGUGAUCUUCGCCGCGCUAUGUGCAACGUACGGCCGCGCGGACUUCUUCAGUGGGAAGGAAGUGGUAUACGAUUUGAUGGAGGCAUCGGUGUCAUCGAUGACGGACGAUAAUAAUCUUUACAUGGACGAUGGUGUGGAUGGAUUUCCGGCGUUUGGCUUCCGACCCGGCUCCGAAGUGAAGCAACCCUACAGAUUAUACCUUCCGGAAAAGUUGCCAGCCGAGUUCACCCUGGUGGCCACGUUCAAGCCGACCUCCUUUAGAACGAGCUACCUCUUCGCCGUCCUUAAUCCCUUCGAAACCGUUGUCCAAUUGGGCAUUAGAAUUUCGGACGGACCCGGCUCGAAUCAGAAUGUCUCGCUAAUCUAUACAAACUCGGACGAGCAUUCACAUUCGGAGGAGGUGGCGAAAUUUACCGUGCCGAAGCUUACGAAGAAAUGGUCAAAGAUCGUCAUUAAGGUCUCCAUCAACGACGUCACCUUUUACCUCAAUUGCCACGAGAUGGCUCGGCAGAGGGUCACCAGGAUCCCCCAGGAAUUAGUAUUCGACACCGCCAGCACGCUGUACAUCGCACAGGCCGGGCCGCACAUUCAGGAACGAUACGACGGUCUGCUACAAUCUUUGAAGUUAUACUCUGGCCAUCCUCCGGACCUUGUAAAAUGUACUUCUGACUUUGACUUUUCAGCGGAUGAGGAACUCAGUUCUGGUGAUUACGAUCUCAAUUUGUACGAUGGUUCCGGCGACGCUGAAUUCAAUAAGAUCAGUCGAGAUGCGGACGAAGACAAAAGUGAGGAGAGUAACCCACCGCCAUUCAUCACGCCCCCGCCUCCGAAUCCAGAUUAUAAAGGUCCGAAAGGCGAGAAGGGCGACAAAGGGGAAAAGGGCGAGAGUGUCAGAGGUCCCCCGGGGCCUCCUGGCCCUCCUGGUCGCGACGAGGAUUGGCUAAUGAAGAUACCACAGGGACCACCUGGUCAAAAAGGAGACACCGGCAGUUGCACCUGCAACGCCACGGCCUUAAUGUCUUCCUUUACGAUGCCAAAGAUGAUACAAGGGCCUAAGGGUGAGCCAGGAGUACCCGGACAGGAAGGCAAACAAGGCUUAAUGGGCCUCACGGGUGCGGCAGGACCGCCAGGGGAAAGAGGACUGCAGGGUCCGUCCGGGGCUAAAGGUGAUAAGGGUGAUAUUGGAAUACCGGGACCGGAAGGUCCUCAAGGUCAAAAGGGCGAACCGGGUCGAGAUGGAAUACCCGGAGAAAAGGGUGCGCAAGGUCCACCGGGGCCGCCUGGAAAAGGAGAAUUUUCUGGCUAUGACCCGAGUUGGAAACCUCGAAAUAUUUACAGACCGGAAGGUAUUACAAUGAGACCAGGACUCCCAGGACAAAAGGGUGAACCAGGCACUUCAGGAAGUCCCGGUCCGAAAGGCGAGUCUGGAAUACCUGGGUCUAAAGGUAUCAAAGGCGAACCCGGACAUAAAGGUGCCAAGGGAGAUCAUGGGAAGGAUGGUCCUAGAGGAAUUCAGGGCUUCAAGGGUGAGCCUGGUGCACCCGGUGCACCUGGGUUGCCCGGAGCACCCGGUGAAAAUGGACGGCCAGCAGAAAAGGGUGAUAAAGGCGAUACGGGACCUGAAGGCAAACCAGGACCUCCAGGACCACCAGGUCCAUCAGGUAUAGGCGGUCCCGGUGGCAUAAAUGUGGGAGAUUUAGGAUUUGGCAUAAGAGGAGACAAGGGUGAUUCUGGAGCGCGCGGGUACAAGGGUGAUAAGGGCACGAAGGGUGAGAAGGGCGAUAAGGGUGAUUCCGGGCCAGCUGGCAUUCCCGGAAUAAACGGUAUUCAAGGACCUCAAGGAGAUAAAGGCGAACCUGGUAAAGACGGAGUAUCUGGAUUACCUGGCAUACCUGGUACUAAAGGCGAGAGAGGUGAAAGAGGUCCUCCUGGAGCUACUACCAUCGCCAAUUCCGGAGACUAUAUUACUAUCAAAGGCGAGAAAGGCGCCGAAGGAAAGCGAGGCAGAAGAGGACGACCUGGACCACCUGGUCCCGUGGGUCCUCCUGGAAAACCAGGAAUUACAGGAGAAAUCGGUCUACCAGGAUGGAUGAACACGAUAAAGGGUCGUCCUGGGACACCUGGAAUUCCGGGAAGUAUCGGACCAAUGGGACCCAAGGGAGAAAAGGGGGAACCUGGCGCACCAAGUCCUUACGGUGUUUCUCUCGGUAUCAAAGGCGACAAGGGAGAUGACGGUUUUCCCGGAAUACCCGGACAACCGGGAAGAGACGGUCAAAGAGGGCCUCCAGGACCUCCCGGACCUCCUGGAGCACCAUCUCAAGGAAAAUAUAUACCAGUUCCAGGACCUCCGGGUCCUCCCGGACCUCCCGGUCCGCCUGGUUUGUCUUUAAUUGGGCAGAAAGGUGAACCUGGAAUCGGUAGGAGUCACGUUUUCGGAGAAAGAGAUUACUAUGGUCCGAGACAAGGAGCCAGAAGUAGUCUGGACGAAUUGAAAGCUCUACGUGAACUCAAGCAACUGAAAGAACUGAAAGAGCAAUUAGGUGUUGUUACUGCCGCUACAAGAGGACCUUUAGAAAGUACAACGAAAAUCGUGCCAGGAGCUGUUACGUUCCAAAACACAGAAGCCAUGACGAAAAUGUCUAGCGUUAGUCCAGUCGGGACAUUGGCUUAUAUCAUAGAUGAACAAGCAUUACUAGUCAGAGUUAAUAACGGAUGGCAAUACAUAGCGCUCGGAUCACUUCUGCCUAUCACAACGCCAGCACCACCAACGACGUCACCACCGCCAGCGAAUCCUCCUUUCGAAGCAUCCAAUUUAAUUAACCAGAUACCUGUAAAAGCUGACGGAACAGGACAGUGGUAUCCGCGAAUGUUGAGGAUGGCUGCACUGAAUGAACCAUUCACCGGAGAUAUGCAUGGUAUACGAGGAGCAGAUUACGCUUGCUAUCGACAAGCAAGGCGAGCAGGUUUGAGAGGUACUUUCCGCGCUUUCCUCAGCUCUCGAGUCCAAAACGUCGAUAGCAUUGUAAGACUGGGAGAUCGAGAUCUUCCUAUAGUUAACAUAAAGGGCGAUGUGCUAUUCAAUUCCUGGAAAGAGAUGUUCAACGGAAAUGGGGCGUACUUCUCUCAGAAUCCCAGAAUCUACAGCUUCAAUGGGAAGAACAUCCUGACUGACUUCGCGUGGCCUGAGAAAGUCGCGUGGCACGGCUCUCACAAACUUGGCGAUCGAGCGAUGGAUACCUACUGCGAUGCCUGGCAUUCGAGCAGCUCGGAUCGCUAUGGAUUAGGCUCGCCGUUGACCGGCGGUCGACUGUUGGAACAAGUACGAUACUCGUGCGACAAUAAAUUCGCGUUGCUCUGCAUCGAAGUAACGAGCGAGCUGGGGAGGAGACGACGAAGCGCCGGCAAUCGACCAGACGACGACAUCGAGAUGACGGAGAACGAUUAUAUGGAGUACCUGGAGGAACUCAUGCAAUACUGAAUACACGCACCUUCGACCAUCCACUCGCGACGCGA
Molecule: messenger RNA, 5930 nt
Organism: Pogonomyrmex barbatus (red harvester ant)
Lineage: Eukaryota; Metazoa; Arthropoda; Insecta; Hymenoptera; Formicidae
Gene: Mp
Product: collagen XV/XVIII-type protein multiplexin
Biological process (GO): extracellular matrix organization
Molecular function (GO): extracellular matrix structural constituent conferring tensile strength
Source: RefSeq, a predicted model, not a curated record